AUUUCAGACGGUACGUGGCGGGCACACUGCCGCACCAAAUGUUCCGCAACGCGCAACAUAACGAAAAAAAUUUCAUCGAGACUGCGCUGCCGACGAGUAAAAAAUCAUCAGCAAUUUAAAUACCAAGUUAAAGAUUGUGCCCUGUUUGAGCUAACUACGAAAACACACACACGAAAAAUACCCGAAAAAUAUAUUCAAUGAAAGUGUGAUUUGGAAACGCCGUUUAAAAUUGUCGAGCGCGUGCAUAUAUACGGGUUCCGUUGGUUGGUUUUUUCUGCUGCCUGUGCUACCACUUUACCUUUACGUUUACCUUAACGCAGCAGCAGCAGCAGCAGCAAUACACUCAUUUUGUUCGUGUUAAUAACUUUUUGUGCGUCUUUGCUUUGUGGUCGCCAUUCAUUUCAUAUAGUAUUAUUUUUCUCUUGGAUUUUUCUUCUUUCGGCCGAAACAACUACAACAACAACAACAGAAGCAGCAGCAGCAGCAGUAGCAGAGAAACAGCAACAAGCAGACAACAUGGAUGAAAGAGCGAGCGCGAAGAUCAUCAUAUACUUACCGUAAUCGUAUCGUGAAUGAAUAUCUUGUCUAUGUGUGAGAGGCGUGCUCUACGUGUGCGUAUGCGUAUACGUGUGUGUUCGUGUGUGUGUGGGAAACCGACCCCCCAAAGCAUUAAAUAAAUAAUCGUGUGUGCAAAUAAAUGUUCCAAAAAAUAAAAGAAAUUGGCCAAAACGUAGCAAAGAAAAGUGUGAAAAUUUAUACCCGACUUGGAUCAAUCGACAAUCGCCAUUAAGUGCACAAUCGUAUGGAAAAGCUCUCUCACUGUAGGUCCGGUCCCUCUCUCUCAGUCACUCGGGAGUGUGUUCGUUCUCAGCGAUCCGUUUACUGUUUCCCGUGAGUGCGCCUGUGUUCGUGUGCGUGUCUGUCCCGAAAUUUAGACAGUGUUCCCCGUAAGCUCUCAGUAGAGUUUGGAGCUGCCUCAACCUCGUCAUUUGUUGGAUACGGAUCAGACUUGCAGCUUCCAUCAGGAUCAGCAUCAGCAUCAGGAUCAGGAUCUUUUGCAAAAGUUGAAACCCUGGCCAGGAUGCGGCUCUAAGCGAGAAGGAGACAAUUCCCCCCGUCCCCCCCACCCGGAGAGUAGAAACCAAAAGCGAUGUCCAAGCAAGUGUUCUCGGCGCAUCCAGCGCUGGCCGUGGAGCAGCUGCAGCAGGCAGAGCAGGAGGAGAUCAGCAGCUGUAAUCCUCACCAGCAGCAGCAGCACCAGCAGCGAUCAUCCACGGCGCCGCAGAGCAGGCGGCAUGGCAAGGCCACGCCCAAAAAGUACACCAUGAGCAGGAGCUGUGCAGGCGGAGGCGCCACCAGCGCCCCUAGCACCACUGUCCAUCAGCCUAAAACAACAACGAUACCCGCCAUCAGUAGUCCCCCGGAAGCGAUCAGCAGAAAGACGCUGCCGGUUCGAACGAAUUACGCGGCCGUCGACGACGACGACGACAUCGAGUGCGAGGACGUGGACGAAGUGAACUUUGGGCAGCCCCGCGAUCAGACCGAGACGGAGACGGAGACGGAGACUAGACAACAAAACACCAAAGACUGCGGCACGGAUGAGACGGAUCACGUCCAGCAGCGGCACAAGCGGCAUCCACACAGCAGCAGCAGCAACAGCAACAGUCGGCACCAUCCGCAGCUGGAAGACGUUGGGCGCGGAGCAGCAGCACCAGAUGAGAGCGAUCUGAGUAGCGUGAUUAGCUCCCCGUCGGUCAGUACCGUGUCCUCGCCCCUGUCGACGCCCACGCGGCUGCCACAGGCACUGCAGCAGCAGCUCCAUUGCUGCCAAAAGGUGUCCGGAUCGGGGGCAUGCAUAGCCGGAGGAGCCAGGCCAGCGGCAGCAGCUGGUGGCGAGUCCCGAGCGCGGACGCAACACCAGGGCCAGCACUCACACCGUCACCAUCACAGUCAGCAGCACCACCAUCACCACCACCAUCAUCAUGCCAACGCCGCAGCGGGUUGUGCGGGCGGAGGAGGAGGUGGAGGAGGAGCUGCAGCAGCCAGUGGAUCCUGCAACAAGAACAAGAAGCUCGAUCCCCGGCUGAGUCCGUCGCCCUAUCGCCAGCUAUUGCCCAUUGCACUGUGCCUGCUCUCGUUUGCGACAGUCUUUGCCACAUUGAUUGUCUACAUGGACACGACAGAGAUCCGCCAUCAGCAGUUCCGCCUGAGCAUGUCGCGCGACUACGAGCUGAAUGGCGUUGCGCAAGACGAUCCCAAACUCAUUGCAUUCCUGCGCCAUUUCGAAAUGGGCAAAUAUAUGGGCAAGCCAUCGGUCAAGGCAGCUGCGGCGGCGGCACAGCCCAACACGGGACUGGGCGUUGGAGUACCACCAGCAGCAGCAUCAGCAGCAGCAGCUGGAGGAUCCCUCAGUUCCUACGGCAACAGCAGCGGCAGCACAGCUGAUCAGUUGGCCCACUAUGUGGCCGAUCUGUUGGGCGGAAAGAUGGAUGGAGCUGUGAUCCAGUCGCUGAGCGGUCCGCUGGCCCAUCUGAUCACAGCGCCCUGGCUGAACGAGCAUCUCAAUUGGAUGGGAGUGCUGGUGGAGCCGGACCCUCGCUGGUACUUCACGUUGCGCAACCAGAAUGCGCAACGGGCGCGCAUGCAGGUGGUGCAGGCCUGUGUCUCUCCCAACACGUAUCCCAAAGAGAUUACCAUACACAACGAGGAUGUGCGCAUCAACAGUCUGCACGACGAGGAGACCUCGUGGUUCAAUUCGCGUGUCAAAUGCUUUCCGCUCUACACAAUCAUGCUGGCAUGUGAGCGCACCGAAUACGAUUUGCUCAGUCUGGGCGUGCAGGGGCAUGAGCUGGAGAUCUUGCAGACGCUGCCCUUUGACAAGGUGAAAAUCCAAGUGAUAUCGAUCCAUCUGCUGGAGGAUCACGAGGAUGUGCACGACUAUGUGCUGGACAUAACCAGGUUCCUGGCGAGCAAAUCCUACAAGCUGCAGCGUCGAAUGGGACGCAACUACUUCUAUCAGCGUCUGAAUGUCGGUGCCACGCGUACGCGCAAGAAAGACAUCCUCCUGCUAAAGACGCCCUAGACGCUCCUCUAGAAACGAUCAUCGACAUCGAUCCAUCAACUCACGAACAACGACCUAGGGCCCGAAUUGUUAGAGAAAUCCGUGUAGAAGAGAAGUCCCGGCUAAACUUUAUGUUCUAAUGAUAAUUAUUACAAUACCGUAUGCUACACUAUAUAUACUAUAUACUAUAUAUAUAUAUAUAUAUACAGAUAUAUACAUGUUGAAUAUGAUUAUGUACACGCUAAAAAACAUACAUAUAUAUACUGUAUACCGAUUAUGAUAUGUAGGAUUCUUAGUUUUUGUAAAACUCAAAUCUCUCUUUA
Molecule: messenger RNA, 3384 nt
Organism: Drosophila pseudoobscura
Lineage: Eukaryota; Metazoa; Arthropoda; Insecta; Diptera; Drosophilidae
Gene: S
Product: EGF receptor activation regulator Star
Exons: 5
Coding region: 1151-3082 (643 amino acids)
Source: RefSeq, a predicted model, not a curated record